Rotaria socialis is the source of this 3291-nucleotide messenger RNA. The record is from the annotation of a GenBank genome assembly. Lineage: Eukaryota; Metazoa; Rotifera; Eurotatoria; Philodinida; Philodinidae.
AUGACUGAAGAUAAUAUUCAAUUACCAGAUUAUCUUUGUUUUAAACCAUCCAAAGUUAAAAUUGGACAGAAUGGUCUAUUUGCUACACGAACUUUAAAACCUAAUGAACCCUUAGGAGUGUAUCGUGGAAAAAUUCGUCGUAUUUUACCUCAAACAGCUGAUGAAGAAUAUGUUUGGGCUAUUUUAAGUUCUCGUGGUGUCACCGUGUUUUAUAUAGAUGCAAGUAAUCCCAAUGAUGGAAAUUUUCUUCGUUUUAUACGAUGGACACAUGAUAAAUCACAACAAAAUAUUGUUUGUAUGCAACAAAAUCAACAGAUUCAUUAUUUUUCAUUACGAACAAUCCAUCCCGAUGAAGAAUUAUUAACAUUUAUUGAACAACAAAAAUCAAAAAAGAAAGAUAAAAGAGAAAAUGGUCGAACACGUCGUGAAACUCGACAACAACAAUCAACUGAACAUCAAGAUAAUCCUGCAAUAAAAAUUUUCGAACAAGAUCCUGGCAAUGAAUUUAUCGAUGAUGAUAAUGUACAUUUAGUUAUGAAUAAUCGUUCAUUAGAAUUUGAAUUACAAAUAACAAAAAAAUUUCUCUCCGAAACAUUUAUUAGCGAUGGAGUUAAACAGACAUGUCUCAAAUGUGAUAUUUGCCAUCAAAUUUUCAUGUCAAAUGUUGCAUUUAAAUUUCAUUAUCAUACAUAUCAUAUCACACCACAAUAUUUAUCUCCAGCAAAUCGUCCACGUACAAAAGUACGUGAUAGUUGUAAUAUAUGUCGAUACUCUUUUAUUGCUAAUGAUGUAAAAAGUGUCGUUGUCGAUUUACUCGAAGUUGUUGCGGGUGGUGAACGCUUACAAGAAAAUCGUUAUCUUCGUUUACAUAUCUAUCGUUGCCAUUGGUGUGCUCCUAUAGAUGCACAUUAUAAUACAGCUAAACAAUUAUCUCAACAUGUCCGUUCAAAACAUUAUCGUUUAUUACAAGCACUACUUGCUACACAAGCAAAUCGUCUUCAAAAUAAUUCCAAUCAAACUCGUGGAAAACGAUCUCGUGAUAAUGAACAAGAUGAAAAUAAUUUUAAUUCCAAUUUGUCAUCAUCAACAUUACAUCAAGAACGCAAUCAUCGCUCAACAAAUUUUCUGCAAACAAAUAAUAAUCAUGACUCUUCACAUCGUUUACCAAUACCUAUUGGUUUACCUGAUCCUUUAACAGAUCGUGAUUGUCAACAAUUAUUUACUAUUGGUGAACAAGUUGCAUAUAAUGUUUCAAAUUGUAUUGAUGGUACACUGGAAGAUAUACAACAAAAUGAAACAUUUUGUCGCCAACAUAUGGAUGAUGAUAGUGAAACUACAAAAUUAACAUCGAUUGAACAUUUCCUAACACAAUAUCCACUUGUACGUGAAUUAUUAGGACCAAGACGUCGGCAUGAUACUGUUAUACAACAUUUAUCUGAUGAUUAUUUUGAUCAUCCGAAAAAUCAAAAUAUUGAUAUGAGUAAAUAUUAUCAACGACAAAAAUCUAUACCUGAACGACGUUUUAUUAUGAAUCGAUAUUUAUGUUUAUUAUGUACGGAACGUUUUUCAUCGCCCAUUGAACUGAUUGAGCAUGAGAAAAAAAUUCAUCAGAAAAAAGUUUCACAAUACGAUUGGGGAUGGAAUUCAAUUGGAUUUCUUCAAUCAAAUCCGUAUGCUUUUAUAUUAGAAUUAGAAAAUGAAUUAAAACAACAACAAGAACGAACAAAACAUGAAUCACAAAGUUUUUUAAUGAAUAAUAAUAAUAGUUUAAGAAACAAAGUAGGUGCACGACGUCGUUCUACAUCGUCAAACGAUCGAUCGCCAAUAAUUAAACAAGAAGAUAUUAAACCACCACCACCACCACCGAGAACUUCUUCAAAGCGUAUUAAACGAGAACUUCAACGAUCAAAUACAUGUCCUGUUUUAGACAAUAAUUCACCGGAAAAAGAUGAACCACAAUCGGGUCAACGUAAAUCGAAACGUUUACGAAAAUCAAAUAUGAUUUCUCCACCUCCAUCGCCUAAACCUAUUCCCGAAAAAGUUACUAUAAAAAAAGAACAAAUGAGUUCGCUCAAAUCUUCAACAACAAAAGAUACAACGAAUCCAAAUCAAAUUAUUGUUAAAACCGAUAAACGUUAUUAUUGGUGUACAAAAUGCUCAAAAGUCUAUCUUAAUUUAAUAUCACUCUAUACCGAAUCUCAUUAUCGUCAAUGUGUUGGAGAAGAUCAACAUUUUAAUGUUAUACAUGAUCCAUCAUUUUUUAAUGAUGAAAAAAUUCUUCAACAAUUACCAUCAAAUAUGAAUAAUCACAAAACAUCAUCAGAUUCCAAUGAAACAUUGAAUGAUACCAAUAAAAAAGAGUCCCUAUUUUUUUCUAAAACAACAGACGAUUCACGUACAUAUUUUAUCAAUGGAAAACCAAUACGUAUGAGUACAAUCAAUCGACCAAUAACAGUUAAAGAUCUUCGUCAACAAUUUCAACAACAAACAUCAUUCACAACAAAUAAUCCUAGCGAAGAAUAUAUCUAUCAUCAACGACAAUCACCAUCAAAAGCAACAAAAAGUCGUGCAUCACGUUCGAAUGAAAAUAAAAAUUGGUCAAAUGAAUCUACGGUUAAAGUUAUUCCAACGCCACGUUCAUUCGAUACGUUUGGUAUCAGUUCAGAUGAAGAGGACGAAGAAAAAGAUAGUAGUAAAUCAAACAUGAAACAAGAAAAACCAGAAAUUGAAAAAACACUUGUGAAACGUCGGUAUGAUUCGGAAUAUACAUCAAUCGAACAAGACGAUUUGGAUACUCAGAAACAAUUCACGUCAAAAAAAAGUCAACCUACAUCGACUGGACGAUCUGUUAAUGCUACAACUAGCCAAUCACGAUCAUCUGUGCGAAAUUCAUGGAAACAAACUGAUGAUGUUGAUCAAUCGAUGGAAUGUGCAAAAACUUCAUCGACAUCAACCAAUCGUACUCACAUACCAGAUGCAUUACAAGAUUAUGAUCAUGUAUGUGAAAAAUGUAAUAUGCCAUUCAGUAGUCAAACAUCACUUGAUGAACAUCAAAAUGGACAAUGUUUAGAAAUGAAUGUUCUUGCAUCGUGUGGUUCAUGGUUUCGUUGUCCAUUAUGUUCGUUGACAUAUUGUGAUGCUAAUCUCAUGUCAUUACAUAUAAAUAAGACACAUCGUGAUGUACUUAAAAAUAAUCAACGAGCUCAUUCUCAACGUCGAUCAAAUACCAAUCGUAAUAAUCUAACGAUGUCAACAUCACGAUCUGAAAAUCAUCGUCGUAAAUUUUCGUAG